UCGACAGUUGAUAGUGUAGAAACACGGCGAGCGGGUUAAGUUUUAUUCUAUCGAACUGCCAGUGGAAACACAAAUAAUGAUAGAGAUGCGAGAAGUCAGAAAAGAGUUGUACCGCCUACAACAUGCUUAUAUUGCCAUUAUAUAGCGCCGAUACCUCAAAUAAAUGCUCGUGCUUUGGAAUACCUACUAACAGAACACACGAAUAAGAGCGUAUACAGUGAGCAUGUUUUUGUGCAUAAAGGCCAGUGUUUUAGUGCUAAAGAUGACGGGACUAAUGGAGAUGUAAACACGACAAUCCUGGAACAAAAAGUUUAUAAGUUUAAAAUAGUUUCUAGAACUUUGGCGCCAACAAUUAUAAUAAGGAUAGCUUUAGAAUAGCGGUAAAUUGAAUCUAUAAAGUAGAUUCCGGAAAGUUACGUUGACACCGAUGAAAAGAAGACAAAAGGACGAUAAAUGAAGAAUUCAGAUAAUGGAACGUUAAAAGAGAUGUUUGACCUGUGUUAUGAAAGUUCGCGAUUGAUCUUCCAUCCCCGCAAGGACUUAACACAUGUAGAUUUCGAUGUUUACAUGUUUACCUACAUAAUAUGAUAUAUAUUUCAAUACCUAACACAUGGUGACGUAUAUUAGUUAUAAUACAGGCAAUAAGUAUGUAUAUUAUCAAUAACCUAGUAGUAUUUAUACCAAUAUCUUACAAAAUAUACAAAACACUAUAACUGUAUCGAUUAAGAAACCAGCAUUGUAGGCGUGCUUAGAACCCAUGAUGUAAACGACCAUCAAAAACUAUGGAGAAUUUCAGCUAUUGUGUAAACGAUUCGGGGCAGGUUACCAAUAAUGCUAUGGACGCCGGAUUCAUUGUGUCAACGAUAUGUCUAGGUAUAUUAGUAUCAGUGGUCGUAGCCGGUAAUAUAUUAGUCGUAGCAGCUGUUCUCACCACCAGAAAACUGCGAACAGUAACCAAUAUAUUUAUUGUGAACCUAGCGUGUGCGGAUUUAUUGCUAGGAAUCUUUGUUUUGCCCUUCUCGGCAGCUCUGGAAGUUCUUGACAGCUGGAUUUUUGGCACCAUAUGGUGUCAUGUCUGGUUAGCUACAGAUGUACUUCUGUGUACAGCUUCAAUAUUAAAUUUGUGUUGUAUUAGUUUUGAUAGAUACGUCGCCAUAACGCGGCCAAUGAAAUAUCCAGGUAUAAUGUCUUCCAAACGUGGGAAAUUGCUUGUGGCAGCAACAUGGAUUGUGUCGUUUCUAAUCUGUCUUCCACCGCUAAUUGGUUGGAAUGACGGAAAUGAAACAACAGAAUCAAAACGCUCUGAAGUGAAUAUUAGUCAACUUGUGAUAAAGGAUUACAAUUCAAACUUUUCUCGCCAUUUUAUCGUCGACACAUACAUGUUAGAAAAAAACACCAGUGUGUCCACAAAUGGGGAAUUUCAGAGUGUACCCCCGGUGCCAUGUCAUGUAGUGCCAGUUACAUGCGAACUUAUUAAUACCCGUGGUUAUAGGAUCUAUUCAGCAUUGGGUUCUUACUUCAUUCCUAUGUUUGUAAUGGUGUUUUUUUAUAUAAGGAUUUACAGGGCCGCAGUGAAGACAAUUUCAGCCUAUCAAAAGGGUGUUUUAACGACCAAAUCAAACGGUGAAACUAUGAACAACAAAGUGACUUUAAGGGUGCACCGGGGUGGUAGCUACAUUAACCAUAACAAAAAGGCAAAUCGCCCAGGUAGUUCAAGUAGUUCGCCAAAUAAUUCUGAGCGCCGAAAAUCAGAAGAAACAUCUCUCAGUAGAACAAAUUCCAAAAAAUAUGAAUUGGGUACACCGUUAAUUAACACUAAUUAUCAGAGACGCUUCCGUUCUCGUUACCAUACUUACAAUAAAAAUAGCGAGUGCCCAACCUGUGAAACAACUAUUAAAAUAAUCCAUGAUCCCCCUCCAGAAGACAGUCGUCACGAUCGACAACUCUCAUUAACUAGUGCCAAUACUCCACGUGACAAAGAUCAAAAUUGUAAAAAGUGUUACCCUAGUAACGAUCGCUUAAAACCGACAAAUGGCGUUCGAAUCAAGUUUUCAGGAAAUAAACCAACACGCACUGCCUCUGCACUACAAAAGACCGGAAAACACAUGAAAACGCAAAUGCGAAAAUUCAAUCGGGAACAAAAAGCAGCGAAAACUCUGGCGAUAAUUGUUGGUGCUUUUAUUGUUUGCUGGUUGCCUUUCUUUUCUAUUUAUCUCAUCGGAGCUUUUUGUGAUAAUUGUAUUCCUGCAGUGCUAUUUUCUGUGUUUUUUUGGCUAGGUUACUGUAAUUCAGCCAUCAAUCCGUGUGUUUAUGCUCUCUUCGCUAGAGACUUUCGAUUUGCUUUUAAGAAACUAUUAACGUGUGGAAUAAGAAGACAGCCGUGCAAAUCGGCCUCGGAUCUGGCUUCGAUGAACCUCAAUCACAUACAAUCAUUGAACAAUUUCAGUGACAACUCCUCCGAGAGCUGACUUUAGUAUUUAUUGAACAGCAGACUACUUUUAAUUAUUAUUUCUAAUUUAUUGAAUGUGACAUAAUAAAAAAGGUUGAUAUAAA
This is a messenger RNA of Patella vulgata (common limpet), 2553 nucleotides long. RefSeq names its product octopamine receptor 1. Gene Ontology annotation, biological process: adenylate cyclase-activating adrenergic receptor signaling pathway. Gene Ontology annotation, cellular component: plasma membrane. Gene Ontology annotation, molecular function: G protein-coupled acetylcholine receptor activity. Bases 783 to 2468 code for a protein of 561 amino acids. The record is from RefSeq and is a predicted model, not a curated record. NCBI's taxonomy places the organism in Eukaryota, Metazoa, Mollusca, Gastropoda, Patellidae. The transcript is spliced from 2 exons.